Messenger RNA from Acanthocheilonema viteae, 1251 nucleotides. NCBI's taxonomy places the organism in Eukaryota, Metazoa, Nematoda, Chromadorea, Rhabditida, Onchocercidae. The record is from the annotation of a GenBank genome assembly.
AUGCCAAAACACAAGAAGUGGAUUGAUAAAAAACAUUCUAAAACUUUUCGCUUGAUUCAUCAAAAUCAAAGUGCUGAUAAUUAUGAUGGUGAAAAUGUGCAACAGUCAACUGGAAAGAAGGUGAAUGCGGAAGAAUACGACAGAUAUGGUAUAUAUUUCGAUGAUGACUACGACUAUUUACAGCAUUUGAAGGAGGUGAACGAGGUAACAGAAAAUGCAACAGAACGUUCUAUUAUUAGAGUACCUUCGGGAAAAACAAAUCUUUUAACAAACAUAUUCGAAGCAAAUGGCUACGAAAUCAACGCUGAAUUGCUGAAGAAUGGGACGUUACUGGACGAAAUGCAUAUCGACCCAUAUGUUAUUGCUGAGCUAACAGCUAAUGAUGGUAUCGAAUUCGAAAAUCCAACUAAUGAUCUUGAUGACGAUUUUGUCUUGCAAGCUAGUGGUGGUGAAUUACCUGCAUUACAACCGCCAGUAUCAUUUUCUUUGCGGAAGAAUAAAUUUCGUGAGAAAUUUAUUAACAGUGAUGACGAUAGUGAUGAAGAAAUGGAACUCGUUUCGAAUUAUGACGAUGAUCAAAUGUCGGAUGAAGAUGCUUUUAUUCCUAUGAAAAAUAAAGAAGAGCUGCGACCGAUUGAUGAACAAUUCGAUAAAUUAUGUGAAGAGUAUAGUGAAACAGAUGAUGAGGAAGCUAAUGAGGACAAAGAGAAGUUUCUUUUGGAUCCUAACUCUGAUGGAAUGAAAAUACUUGCUGAAGAUUUCAAAAACAAAAGAGUGGAACUUGUUCUGCAAAGGGAUGCAUUAGUUCAGCAUUAUGCCGAAAUAAAUGAUGAAGCGGUGGAGAUUGAUGAAGAAAUGGAGAGGAUCACGGUGGUUUGCCCUAAAAGAGAAAAAACCAAAUGGGAUUGCGAAACGGUUGUUUCUGCUUAUUCCAAUAUUUAUAAUCGGCCUGCUGUCAUCGAUGAUUCUUCGCGUAAACAAAAAUUUAAGUCAGUGCUAAGGCAGCUCGAAAAAAUGGACUGCUCAGUUCAGUCAACAACUAAGUCAGUGAUUUCAAAAGUAUCCUCAACAACGAUAAGAAAACGUGGAGAAACAGCGGAAGAACGAAAAACAAGGAAAGCAGCUAUUAAAAUGAUUCGAGCUGAGCGAAGAGCAGAAAAGAAAUGUAAUAAAUUAAUAUUCAAAGAAGAGCGAAAGAAAGCAGCUACAUGCUGCAGUGGCUCUAUUAUUAAAAUGAUGCCUGUUCUAUAA